CAUGAUGAAGGCGGCUACGACAGGGUUUUGACGCCCAAGACUGGGAGUGGUGCGAGACACAAGACGUCGGCGCCGAUGACAACGAUUUGGAAGUGGCAGCUAGUACAUACCAAGCUGCUACCAACCCACACAUAGCAAGGCUGGUCACUUGCUGUGUGGCCAGGUACACCUGCCACGUCCUGCCAUGAUAGGGACUAUUAACUCACAGCAUAUCCAGUCAUCGGCGAUAUAUACAGCUUCUGAACCCAUUUAAUCCAACCCUUGCCACGGACAGAUAUCUCUUGCUUCCAACACGCUAGCCAUGGGUGUCCAAUUCGACUUCAGGAUGAUGGCCUUCGUAGCCGUCGCGUCUGCUCUGUCAGCACUUGCCGUCGGUGGUGUGCUGAUUUACAUUGCUUAUAGCGCCAUCACCAUCAAGCCAAAUGCCUCGCGGAGGUGGUCCACCGACUCCCCCAUACACUAUUAUUUCCUCAAUUUGAUGAUUUCCGACCUUUUCCUGGCUAUAGGUGGAUUUCUUGAUAUCAAGUGGGUCAUAGAAACGAGGGUGUACUUCGAUGCCGCUUGUACAGUUCAAGGUUUCUUCAUGCAGGUGGGUGAUGUUGGGGUUGCUCUCAGUACAAUGGCCAUUGCCUUGCAUAUACUGCAAGUAUUGGUGCUGAACUGGAGGUCUCCACCAAAAUAUGCGCUCUUUGUACUGGCAAUAAUUUGGGUAGUCAUCGUUAUUCUGGUGGUCGCGCCGAACGUGAUUCAACAUAACAUUAACGGUCCCACCGGCCACUGGUGCUGGAUCGAGAGGGGUAUCAUGGAACAAAUUGGCCUCGAUUAUAUAUGGAUGUGGCUGGCUGCUAUAUUAAACAUUAUCUCAUACCUGUUCCUCAUACUUGUCAUCAAGCGACUCGUUAUCAUGGAUGGUAACAGGUUCCGCUGGAGAGGACGGCAGGAGAGAGGAAUCCCAUAUGGAGCGGGGACAUCCAUAGAGAGUGUGAGAGCAAAUCAAAUGAUCUUUUACCCCUUGGUAUACAUCAUACUCGUGUUGCCUAUAUCAGCAGCUCGGUUUUCCAAAUUCAUGGGCCAUGACGUUCCGUUUCCAGUGACAGGUUUCGCGGCCACAUUAUACGCAUCAUCAGGCCUGAUCAACACGAUCUUGUAUACUCUUACUCGACCGAAGUUGAUGCCACGUAGGCCUUCGCAGACUCCGAAAUCAGUGUGUGUUACUAUCGGACGGCUUGCGACGCACGAUCGCUUUCCAGAGGGUUACAUGGUGGAGGACGGGAGCACGGUGACCGCUUCGGUCUAGGUUUCCUGACACGUGGUCGGUUUUUUUCUCUCCCUUUCUCGUCCGUUAGCUGGUUGCUACGCAUUUAUUCUCGGUGGACCUAAAAGUCUUCCGAGGUGUAUUUGUAUGCUUUUCAAUUUCUUUUGGGUC
Pisolithus orientalis is the source of this 1426-nucleotide messenger RNA. RefSeq lists its product as uncharacterized. NCBI's taxonomy places the organism in Eukaryota, Fungi, Basidiomycota, Agaricomycetes, Boletales, Pisolithaceae. The transcript has 11 exons. Gene Ontology annotation, cellular component: plasma membrane. The record is from RefSeq and is a predicted model, not a curated record. Bases 302 to 1297 code for a protein of 331 amino acids. Gene Ontology annotation, molecular function: G protein-coupled receptor activity. Gene Ontology annotation, biological process: adenylate cyclase-activating G protein-coupled receptor signaling pathway.